Messenger RNA from Pongo pygmaeus (Bornean orangutan), 2304 nucleotides. RefSeq names its product ATP synthase F1 subunit beta (gene ATP5F1B). Bases 570 to 2159 code for a protein of 529 amino acids. Gene Ontology annotation, cellular component: proton-transporting ATP synthase complex. The transcript has 10 exons. Lineage: Eukaryota; Metazoa; Chordata; Mammalia; Primates; Hominidae. Gene Ontology annotation, biological process: proton motive force-driven mitochondrial ATP synthesis; proton transmembrane transport. The record is from RefSeq and is a predicted model, not a curated record. Gene Ontology annotation, molecular function: ATP binding; proton-transporting ATP synthase activity, rotational mechanism; ATP hydrolysis activity.
AAUGAUAAAGAUCUUGUCUAGGUUGCUAAUCUGUGCAAUCGCCUGGGAUCUUCCAGUCUCACUACUUCGAGAGAGAAACCGUAUUUUGGCUCUACAGAGGGCUCCUGACUUCGCCACGCUCACCUUCAGUGGUGCUUCAAGGCACUACCACUUCCCUAACCCCCGCCCCUGUGGCUGUCACCUAGAUCAUGGACCUAUCUAAGGAGAAAGCCCAAGGACAGGCAAAGACCGCCCACGCACUUUCAACAGGAACUCGGCCCCUUUCCUCAACGUAGUUCCUCUGAUUACCCUGUCCAAUGGACGUCGCUAUGAUCCAAUUAAGUUUCGAGGCUCAGAGUGACGCCCUCUAACCUCACAUUGUCCAAUAAAAAAAGGAGUUUCAGAUUAGCACCAGUUUUGACCAAUGGAUGAGAAGAUCAGCGUGUAUUAACCUGUAGAAGCAGCACAGAGAAUGAUGAGCAGCCAAUUCACCCAAUGGACCUGCCUACUGCAGCGUAGGCCUCGCCUCAACUGCAGGAGAGCAGGCGGCUACGGUUGCCGCAGCCUUCAGUCUCCACCCGGACUACGCCAUGUUGGGGCUUGUGGGUCGGGUGGCCGCUGCUUCGGCCUCCGGGGCCUUGAGAGGACUCACCCCUUCAGCGUCGCUGCCCCCAGGUCAGCUCUUACUGCGGGCCGCUCCGACGGUGGUCCAUCCUGUCAGGGACUAUGCGGUGCAAACAUCUCCUUCGCCAAAAGCAGGCGCCGCCACCGGGCGCAUCGUGGCUGUCAUUGGCGCAGUGGUGGACGUCCAGUUUGAUGAGGGGCUACCACCAAUUCUAAAUGCCCUGGAAGUGCAAGGCAGGGAGACCAGACUGGUUUUGGAGGUGGCCCAGCAUUUGGGUGAGAGCACAGUAAGGACUAUUGCUAUGGAUGGUACAGAAGGCUUGGUUAGAGGCCAGAAAGUACUGGAUUCUGGUGCACCAAUCAAAAUUCCUGUUGGUCCUGAGACUUUGGGCAGAAUCAUGAAUGUCAUUGGAGAACCUAUUGAUGAAAGAGGUCCCAUCAAAACCAAACAAUUUGCUCCCAUUCAUGCUGAGGCUCCAGAGUUCAUGGAAAUGAGUGUUGAGCAGGAAAUUCUGGUGACUGGUAUCAAGGUUGUGGAUCUGCUAGCUCCCUAUGCCAAGGGUGGCAAAAUUGGGCUUUUUGGUGGUGCUGGAGUUGGCAAGACUGUACUGAUCAUGGAGUUAAUCAACAAUGUCGCCAAAGCCCAUGGUGGUUACUCUGUGUUUGCUGGUGUUGGUGAGAGGACCCGUGAAGGCAAUGAUUUAUACCAUGAAAUGAUUGAAUCUGGUGUUAUCAACUUAAAAGAUGCCACCUCUAAGGUAGCGCUGGUAUAUGGUCAAAUGAAUGAACCACCUGGUGCUCGUGCCCGGGUAGCUCUGACUGGACUGACUGUGGCUGAAUACUUCAGAGACCAAGAAGGUCAAGAUGUACUGCUAUUUAUUGAUAACAUCUUUCGCUUCACCCAGGCUGGUUCAGAGGUGUCUGCAUUAUUGGGCCGAAUCCCUUCUGCUGUGGGCUAUCAGCCUACCCUGGCCACUGACAUGGGUACUAUGCAGGAAAGAAUUACCACUACCAAGAAGGGAUCUAUCACCUCUGUACAGGCUAUCUAUGUGCCUGCUGAUGACUUGACUGACCCUGCCCCUGCUACUACGUUUGCCCAUUUGGAUGCUACCACUGUACUGUCGCGUGCCAUUGCUGAGCUGGGCAUCUAUCCAGCUGUGGAUCCUCUAGACUCCACCUCUCGUAUCAUGGAUCCCAACAUUGUUGGCAGUGAGCAUUACGAUGUUGCCCGUGGGGUGCAAAAGAUCCUGCAGGACUACAAAUCCCUCCAAGAUAUCAUUGCCAUCCUGGGUAUGGAUGAACUUUCUGAGGAAGACAAGUUGACCGUGUCCCGUGCACGGAAAAUACAGCGUUUCUUGUCUCAGCCAUUCCAGGUUGCUGAGGUCUUCACAGGUCAUAUGGGGAAGCUGGUACCCCUGAAGGAGACCAUCAAAGGAUUCCAGCAGAUUUUGGCAGGUGAAUAUGACCAUCUCCCAGAACAGGCCUUCUAUAUGGUGGGACCCAUUGAAGAAGCUGUGGCAAAAGCUGAUAAGCUGGCUGAAGAGCAUUCAUCGUGAGGGGUCUUUGUCCUCUGUACUGUCCCUCUCCUUGCCCCUAACCCAAAAAGCUUCAUUUUUCUGUGUAGGCUGCACAAGAGCCUUGAUUGAACAUACAUUCUUUCUGAACGGUAUUUAAGGUUUCCAAUAAAAUGUACACCCCUCA